UCAGUAUGCUGUGUGAAGGCAAAGGCAAGGUAAGGGAAAUAGAGGGUGUGGAGACACCGAUUUAUGAGUACACGAAGAAAAAAAAACAAGAAAAGAAAGACUGAAAGAGGACAGCAGAGAGAGAGAGCGAGAGAGAGAGAGAGAGAGAGAGCGAGAGAGAGAGCGAGAGAGAGAGCGAGAGAGAGAGAGAGGAAAGAAAGAAAGAAAGAAAGAAAGAAAGAAAGAAAGAAAGAAAGAAAGAAAGAAAGAAAGAAAGUGAGAGAGACAGAGAGAGACUACUCAGUGCUACAGGCCCUCACCAUGGUGGAGGAGUGUGUGGUUCCAAGGCCUCGGGGCAGUGCACCGGCGGUGUGUGCAGUGGUGUUGAGCAGUCUUGCACUAGUGGUGGGUUGGCUGCUGGACUCCAGGCUAAUGAGAGAGACAACAGGGCUUGUUGUAGUGGCUCUGAGUCUGGGUGUGACAGUCCACAGCCUAUGCCUGCUUACUGAAGAGUGGCUGUUUCAUUCACAACAGAGGUAUGGUGGCAGCAUCCAGCGGAUGCUCUGGGCCUGUUUCAACAGUGCUACUCUAGGAGGUGUGUGUGUGGUCAUUUUGCUGCUGUUGGUGGGAGGUUUUCAGUGGACACAUGACCAGUGUGUCUUAUGUGUCAUAACCAGCGCAGUCUUCCUACUUCUGAAGAACCUCAGAGUUCUGGGCCCUGCACCAGUAGAGAUCUCAGAGGUGUGUGAGAGCAGGCAGCUGAAUGUAGCUCAUGGCUUGGCCUGGUCCUUUUACCUAGGUUAUCUGAAACUUGUAAUACCAGAGCUCGAGCAACAGAUAAAGAAACACUACAACCAGACCGGAGAGAUUCCCCAUUCGUCCCGGCUUCACAUUCUCCUCCCUCUGAGCGCAAAGGCCCCGGCAAAGAUAGAGGAAGAAGAUCAUAAUGUACUUUUCCAUCAGAACCUCCCAGAAAUGCAGCUCAACCGUGCCGGUGUCAGAAAGAGAGUUUACAAACACAGUAUCUACAAAAUCACUGACCACGAACAGGAGUAUUACUGUGUGGUGGAGUACGCCACACCUCUGCUCACCCUCUAUCAGAUGUCUCAGGACAGCACUGCAGGGUUCAGUGAGCAUGACAGGAGACAGCAGGUCCUGCUCUUCCACAGGACUCUCAGCCACAUCCUGGAAUGUUCUCUAGAGUGUCGCAACCGUUACCGCCUUAUCCUGAUCGAUGACCAUCAAGCUGCCGAAGAACCUCACUAUCUGUCCAAGGAGAUCAUCAGACACUUACUGCAGCAGGAGCAUGAGAUCCCCAUGGACCUGCUGGAGGAGCUGCCACAGCCUGUACCUGAACAGGGGGUGAAUAUGGCUCCACUUAAUUUUCACCACCAGGAGAAUGAUCCACUCAGCUCUCUGCCCAGCCUCAUGAUUAGCGCACCACAAUCUCUGAGAUCAGAACCUGUGGAGAAUACAGACUACACCCAAAACCACUACAACCACAAUAGAUACAGAUAAACUAACCUCAUGUACAUAACACAUUUUUAUCCGAUACUGUAUCUUUACUUUUUAUACUUAACAUAUUAUAUAUUACAAUAAAUGUCUUUACUAUGUGAAUUCCCUUACUUUGGGC
Tachysurus vachellii is the source of this 1612-nucleotide messenger RNA. RefSeq names its product stimulator of interferon response cGAMP interactor 1 (gene sting1). The transcript is spliced from 7 exons. The record is from RefSeq and is a predicted model, not a curated record. Lineage: Eukaryota; Metazoa; Chordata; Actinopteri; Siluriformes; Bagridae. Bases 64 to 1497 code for a protein of 477 amino acids. Gene Ontology annotation, molecular function: cyclic-di-GMP binding; 2',3'-cyclic GMP-AMP binding. Gene Ontology annotation, cellular component: autophagosome; endoplasmic reticulum membrane. Gene Ontology annotation, biological process: innate immune response; positive regulation of type I interferon production; reticulophagy.